Etheostoma cragini (Arkansas darter) is the source of this 832-nucleotide messenger RNA. RefSeq names its product NADH:ubiquinone oxidoreductase subunit B9 (gene ndufb9). Gene Ontology annotation, biological process: mitochondrial electron transport, NADH to ubiquinone. Lineage: Eukaryota; Metazoa; Chordata; Actinopteri; Perciformes; Percidae. The record is from RefSeq and is a predicted model, not a curated record. The transcript has 4 exons. The coding region runs from base 81 to 608 and encodes 175 amino acids.
UACGGUCAUAACGUCCACACGCCGCAAAAUCCCAGAAUCCUCCGCGCCGCUCGCCGAGAAGGUGACAGGGGACGGUGAAAAUGGCCACUGCCUAUCUCACUCACCACCAAAAGGUGUUGCGACUUUACAAGAAGUCACUGCGACACCUCGAGUCAUGGUGCAUCUUUAGAGACAAGUAUCGGUUCUACGCCUGCAUGCUUCGGGCUCGCUUCGAUGAGAACAAGGACGAGAAGGACCUGGUGAAGGCCACCAGGAUGCUGAAGGCGGGGGAGGAGGAGUUCUGGUCCAACCAACACCCCCAGCCCUACAUCUUCCCCGACUCUCCUGGGGGGACGUCCUACGAGAGAUACGAGUGCUACAAGGUCCCAGAGUGGGCGCUGGACCACUGGCACCCCUCAGAGAAGGCCAUGUACCCGGACUACUUCGCCAAGAGGGAGCAGUGGAAGAAACUGAGAAUGCAGAGCUGGGACAAAGAGGUCGCCCAGCUGCAGGCCGAGACUCAACCGGGCGGCCCCAAGACCGAGGCCCUCCCCCCCGCCCGCAAGGAGGGAGACCUCCCCCCUCUGUGGUGGCAGUACGUCACCCGCCCCAGGGAGCGCCCCACAUAAACAACCCUCCACCUCCUGGGAUGGGCGGAUCCCACCUGUCUGUAAAGAAUCAGUCAUUCACCUGUGCAGGUGUCAUGGCUGAGGAAUCAACCUGCCUGCAUCCACACUGAUGCUUAGUAGUCCGUUUGAGGAGGUUGCUGACUUAGAAAAGUCCUGUACAUGUUUCAGAUAAUAACUUAGUAACUGUUCCAAUAAAUAAAUAAAUAUAUAUAUGAUGUAAAUUG